UUCUCCCCACCCUCCUGCAGGCGACAGUGUGGAGAUGCGAGCCCCAAGCGAACACAGAGUGUGUGUGUGUGUGUGUGCGCAUGUAUGUGCGUGUGUUUCAAACACAUAGCUCAGGAUUGAGGAGGAGGAGGAGGAGGAGGAGGAGAUCGCUCAUCCUGCCAGGUGAAGGAGUCAAACGGCAACGUGGGAUUGUGCGGAAGAAGAGGGAGUGUGUGGUGUGAGGUGUGUGUGUGUGUGUGUGGGUGGGAGAGAGACAACAGGAGAGAGGGUUGCCAUUGCAGGACAUAUACCUGUAUGGAGGAUACUAUCUUGGAUUCAGAAAUGGCCGAGGCGGAACUCCACAAAGAGCGGCUCCAGGCCCUAGCGGAAAAACGAAAACGACAAUCAGAGAUUGAGGACAAACGCCAAGAGCUGGAUGAUCUUACUCUGCAGCUUCAGCAUCUGAGGUCAAAAGCCAUGAGGGAAAGAUGGCUACUCCAGGGAACACCACAGGAUGGGGAGGACAGCCAGAGGAGACAGGUCGAACAGGACGAGCGGCACGUCAAGCAUCUGGAGGAGGCAGUUCACAGAUUGGAAUCUGAGAUCGGUUUGCUGGAGAACGAGGAAUCCCAAAUCUCGGCCAAAGAACAGGCGCUGCGCGAGAGGCUGCGAGAAACGGAGAGAUCAAUCGAAGAUCUACAGAAAAGUCUCCAAAACCAAGAUGGAGAUGCAGUGAGUUACGUCCGCUCCCAGACCCCCAGCCUUCCUGAGCUGAACUCCAAACCUUCGGCCGCAGCUCCGGGGAACGAGCAACUCCCAAGAAAAUCUGCGUUGUAUGCCAUGGAGAUCAGCGUGGAGAGAGACAGGAAGACCGGCGGCACCAGGAUCCUCUCGGCGGCGCCGGUGAGCCCCGAGGACGUGGGGCACCAGCCCCAGCGCGGGGUCAAGGUCUACGACGACGGGCGCAAGGUCAUCUACGAGGUGCGCUCUGGGGGCACCACCACCCUGGAGAACGGCCUGCAUCCCUGGAGCCCCACGGACGUGGACGAGCUGAUGCAGCGCGUGGGCCAGGCCCACCACCGGGGCGGCGACACCGGCACGGUCAUCGUCACGCCCGCCGAACCCGACGCGCCGCCCCCGCCCCCGAGCCUGAACGAGCAGAUGGUGCAGCACAAGGAGGCCGAGCUGGAGAUGGUGCGCAGACAGCAGGGCAAGAUGGCCGCCGCCGCUGCUGCGGGCACCACCGCGGGUCAGCCGCGGUUCCAGGACGAGGUGACGGAGGCGCCCGAGGCUUCCUCGGAGAAGCCGGUGACCAUGAUCUUCAUGGGCUACCACAGCGUGCAGGACGAGGACGAGACCAAGAAGCUCCUGGGCUUCGACGGCACCAUCAAGGCGGAGAUCGUCCUGAUCGACGAGGACGACGAGAAGUCCCUGCGCGAAAAGACCGUCACCGACAUCUCCACCGUGGAUGGCAACGCCGCUGACCUGGUGUCUGGCCGCCCGCUCUCUGACAGCACUGAACUGUCCUCGGAGGGCAAGGACGAGAGCGUGGCCACCAAGGGACUCCCAGCCUCAGCAGGGUCAGGGUGGGAUGCCUCCUCUGGGUCAGGCCUGGAUGCCUCCUCCAGGUCAGCAGAGAACGGACCGCUGACUGGACCUCAGACCGGGCCUCUGACUGCUCUGAAAUCCUCCAAACUCCCAGAGGAUGACAGUGAGCUGAAGAGAGAGAGGAAUCUAAAGAGUGUCAGCUUCAUAGACUCUGUGCGUGUGAUAUCUGGAGGCAAGGACAACAACAUGGAGCUGGAGACACAGAGCGAGAGCCAGAGCCGCUACGGCAGCGCGGGCCAGAACGGGACGGCGCAUCAGGGCGAAACCAUGGACACCGAGGUUGCCCGGGAGAUCCGUUACCUUGACGAAGUCCUCGAGGCGAACUGUGGCGAUCCUGCGGCUGACAUGACUUCAAACGGAACUUCUUCCCCUGAGCCUAGACCAAUCAAUAUCGAUGGCAAUGGGCCAUCUGUUGGAGUGUCGAAUGUGUCCUUGCCUAUUAAUUAUGGGGUUGUAGUGGAGAGGAGUAAGCAGACCACUUUUGUGGGUGAGGACAGUGACAAUACCAAAUCAAACGGUCACUCAACAGCAGCCGCCCAAGAUGGCAGGAGACAGCCAAUGACGACCAUCAAAAAAGAAGCGCGCUUCGAGCUGCGCACUUUCCAGGAGGAAAAGAAGCCGUCAAAGCUCUUCGACGCUCCGGCGGAAGCGAAGGAGAUUCGCGUGAAGAAGGUCAGGCCGUCCGAGGAGGUCGCCGAGCUCGAGAGGGAACGUCUGGAACUGAUUCGCGGCCAGGCCGUCAAGAAGAACCCAGGGAUCACAGCGAAGUGGUGGAAUCCUCCUCAAGAGAAGACCCUGGAGGAGGAACUGGACCCCGAGCAGCUGGCCUCGCACAGGAAGUACGAGGAGCGGAAGCAGAGGAAGAUGGAGUCAGGCCGGGCCUCCCCGCAGGUGUCCCCAAACCCGACGGCCCCGAUGGCCCCGAGUCCCACGCCCUCCUACAGCCCUCCAGAGCCAGCGAGCAAAGAGGACAUCGUCACGGAGCAGCUGGACUUCUCGUUGGCACGGAAGCAGUUUCUGCAGAUGGAGCCGGUGAAGCAGCCGGUGGCGGCGGGACGGAAGAGAGGAGUCGCUCCCCAGCUGUACUCGGCCAAACCUUUCUCCCGAGUGUCGGAGGGCACACACAUCGAGCGCCCUGGAGUGUCUGUCACCACCGCCGCCAGCCAAGGUCUACACGGCCUCGACGACAGUUGUGACGUGACGAUGGUCAAAACCGAAAAGAUCUUCUGCAGCCCGGGGGAUUCGCCCUCGCAAAGCGUGGCAGAGAAUGAGAUGAAGGAUAGGCAGAAGGCUUGGAAUGUGGAGAGUGACUUCACUUGCGCCCAUGCUGUCAUGACUCUGGUGAAGGAUGAAGAGCCGGACGUGUACCAAGUGCAGCGAUCCACGAACAGCUCGUACCAACCAGAGGAGAUUGACUCGGGCCUGGACGACCUGUCCGUGCGCUCGCAGGACACGACGGUACUGGAGACCCUGUCCUAUGACUUCAGCAUGGACAACAUCAGCGACAGCGGGGCCUCCAACGAGACCAUGAGCGCCAUCCUGGAGAACUCCCUGGGAGACUACUCCUUCCCCUCCACCCCAAUGGCCACCACUCCCGUCAAUGGGAAGUCUGACAGGGGCACCAAGUCACCCGAUGAACACAGCGUGUCCCUCUCCUACCAGGCAGACGACAGCCUGACGGAGGAGGAGCUUGAGUAUCAUGCUGGAGUUCUGGUGCAGAACGCCAUCCAGCAGGCCGUUGCCCAGCAGCACGAGGACUGGGAGCCCAGGCAGGCCGUUGCCCAGCAGAACGAGGACUGGGAGCCCAGGCAGUCGUCCCCAAUCCCAGAGAGACACAUCGAGGUGGUAGAGCCUUCACCGCCUUCUCCACAACCUCAGGAAUCUCCAGUUUAUCCUGUGCCUGCACCCACUUCUUCUCCCAGAGUGUCAGCCCCCGUGGAGGAAAAGAGAAGUGCAUCGUCUCCCACCAUCACCGUCCAAGCUCCAGUGGCGCCCAGCGUCUUGCGAUUUCCCAGCACGGCUAGCGCCCCUGCUGAUGAUGCUCCUGCUCCAGUUCCAGAACCCGUACACACAUACAAGCCACCCAGCCCAUCUCCCCCUCCCAGCGAGAAGCAGGAGUUCAGCUACUUCAGCAAGUACUCGGAAGCAGCAGAGCUGAGAAGCACAGCAUCUGUGCUGAAGAACCAGGAUGUGGAGGUCAACGCGGGCCCCUUCAAGCUGCGCUCCCGCAAGCAGAGGACCCUGUCUAUGAUCGAGGAGGAGAUCCGAGCGGCCCAGGAGCGCGAGGAGGAGCUGAAGAGGCAGCGGCUGACACAGUGCCUCCGGCCUCAGCGUGCGCCUGCUCCUGCGUCUGCGCCGAGCCGCAAGCAGAAGACCAACAGCCUCCCCGCCAAACUAGUUCUUCCGGGAAAGACAGCACCAGGCAAGAUUGAAAAGAUUCGCCCAGCCCCGCCAGUCUCCCCCUGUUCCUCUGAAGGACCACUCCCCUCGCCCCUCUCCGAUCUGGGCAGCGACGACUCCGGGGGAUGCCAGCGCCCCAAGAACCUCAUGCAGACCCUGAUGGAGGACUUCGAGACCCACAAGGUUAAACGUCGAGAGAAAGUUGACGACAACAGCUACGCCCGUUUAAAGCUCGCUAGUGAUGUUACAUCCGAGGUCCUGGAGGCUACCCGGGUGACCCGUCGAAAAAGCAACAUGGCACUUAAAUGGGAGGCAGGGAUCUACGCAAACGAGGGCGAGGAAGAAGAAGAAGAAGAAGAAGAAGAGGAGUAGACACCGCUAACACCGCCCCCCCUCCCCCCCCAAACAUAGGAGUGUGAGCUAAAAAAAAUAGGGCGGGGGGCAUCUCCACAGGACAACCACAUUGUAUUUAUUUAAGUAAGGGGGUUUCAUAUCACAAGACCAACUCAUCGAUGCUGACUGUUGGAGUUGGACAUGGAGACACCUGCUGGGGAUGUGGACAAGCAGCCGGGGCCAAACAUAACGCAGGCCCUUAGUUACCCCCCUUAGUUACCUUCUAGCGGGCCCUUAGUUACCCCUAGUUUCCUACUAGCGGGAUCACUUCCUUCCGUUGCUUCAAGGUUUCUGUUUGCAAUUUUCUACUUGGUAUUUUUUGGAAGCGUGUGCAUUACUGGGGAAUGUGCUACUCUUGAGCAUGGAACUUGAUUUUGGGUGAUAUGCUUGUUGCUUUGGAGCUUUUGAAGACAAUUUUUAAGAUUGAAUGGACACACAAACCUGCCUUUUAGUCAUGGAGAGGUCUGUUUUUAAAGGACUGGUUGCUAUCAAACGCAACCAGUGUCAGGUUUGGCCCUGGAGUGAUGGAGGUUUGGUCCACACAUAAGUAGCUACAAGUAUAAAGGAAUUUGGCCCAUUUCUACUGAACCGAAAGGACUAAAUAUCUAUCUAUCUAAUCAUGUUCAUUUUCACCUUUGAAACUAUUGCUGCACUUCUGCUUUUGAUUUCUCCUCAGCAUCAUUAGAACCCUAAUCCUAACCCAUUAGAACAGAGGAUCCACAGGUUUAGAACCCUAAUCCUAACCCAUUAGAACAGAGGAUCCACAGGUUUAGAACCCUAAUCCUAAUCCGUUAGAACAGAGGACCCACAGGUUUAGAACUCUAAUCCUGACCCAUUAGAACAGAGGAUCCACAGGUUUAGAACCCUAAUCCGUUAGAACAGAGAAUCCACAGGUUUAGAACCCUAAUCCGUUAGAACAGAGGAUCCACAGGUUUAGAACCCUAAUCCGUUAGAACAGAGGAUCCACAGGUUUAGAACCCUAAUCCUGACCCAUUAGAACAGAGGAUCCACAGGUUUAGAACUCUAAUCCUGACCCAUUAGAACAGAGGAUCCACAGGUUUAGAACCCUAAUCAUAACCCGUUAGAACAGAGGAUCCACAGGUUAAGCUAGAAUUACAGGUGUAAAAAGCAUGAAUUUCCUGUAACAUGAAAAUAAGCAAAUACAGUAGCACCUGGCUAAUGAGAACAGGGCCCAUGGGUUAGCCAAGGGUUAUAGGUGAGGGUCAGGGUUAGGGUUAAAGGUUAGGGUUAGGGUUAAAGGUUAGGCUAACCCUAGGCCCUCUCAGCUCGUCAAUCAAGGUCUCAGCAUGUUAGAGAGGGCCGUGGAAGUAGGAACUAAGACCAGCGUCUCCAGGAGGGAAAUGCCUUUCUGCGCCCGUGCUGUUCUCUAUCCACUCCAAAGAGGAAAUGAGAGGAGGAGGUGACCAAAGAAAAGAGACAGGAUGUUGAUUGUUUGUGGAUGCUGCACGCAGAUGGGCCUACCAGCUGUUCAUGGAACAUACCUAAAAAUGCACUUGAUAGUUUUACGAGUGUGGAGAGAGUUUAUUUUUGUUUUAUACUAUAAUGUCUUUCAGGGGUGCGUAGUCAUGUAUCAUUAGUGAAGGGAGCCAGUGCAGACAAUCAAAGCAUGCUGACAGUGAUGUUCUGAAUGAUAACAGUGUUGGUUAACUAUCAGAACUGCCAAGAUUAUGAGACUGGCAUUGGAUAUGCAAAGCUGCAGCCAAGAUAAGAAAAACUUGUUAUCAAUAUAAUGUUUUUAGUUCAUAGACUCAUUAUUGAGGAGUCUGCACAAAUCUAGUCAUUAAAUGCAAUCCUGCUAUAAGCCUUAGGCUGGGGAUGCACCUGACCACUACUCACUACUAACAAUUUCUUUGAUUGGUCUGAGCUGUGGGAUUUUGUCUGCCAUGUUGACUAAAGUGUCACUGGUCAUAAAAUGUCAAUUCAAGGUUGAAAAACUAAAUUAUAUUUAUCAUUAGCAAAAGUCACAUCCAUAAUAGGGCAGUCAGUGUGGGCAGGUCGUGGGCGUAUAAGUGCAAAGAGGAUCGAUUGUUUUGCUUUUGUCAUGUAAUGGUUUUGGUGGUUGGGCAUAUAGGAACACUGUAGUUUCCCUGAGGAACCUGCUUUUCAUUACGGGCAAGGAGAUGAUAUGUGGUAACUGCCCAGUGAAUGCAGUCGGUUUAUUUGCAGACAAGAGAGUCUGCAGGGACUGAGAUUACAGAAAGAAAAUGAGAAGAGAGAAAGAGAAAGUGUGAAUGAACGUGUGAACAAAGGGAAAAAUGAUAAUGACAAGCAUUAGUUACAGUGCAUUUACAUUAGUUACAGUGCAUUUCCAUAGUUACAGUACAUUUCCAUAGUUACAGUACAUUUACAUGUAAUUGCACUUGGAUAGACAAUGAUAAAUGUUUUAAGAGUCCCAAUGCAUAUGGCCUCUUGGUGUUUGAGCGGAAGUGCUCAAGUUUGAGUAAAGGAUUCUUCUUUACAGCGAUAUGAUUUCCGUCUCUCCUCUGCAUCAUCAGGGACAGUUCUGAAACCAAAUGCAAUAUCUCUGUUUUCAGACAGAAGAAUACUGAGCGUGAAAGACAAUGACAUCAUGAUUUUUUUUCUUUCAAGAAACAGUGUGUAUCCAGCCAGUCAGUCUGUGUUUUACCCAAGCAUCUACAAACUUAAGAAAUCCAUCACCCUGAGACGCUUCCCUUUGUAAAAUGUCAAGAAUUCCAUUGUUGAUGAGCAUGUACUAUUAAAAAAAUCUCCUUUUUAUAUGCAUAUAAUAUAUAUAUAUAUCGAUAUCGAAAAGUAUUUAACGGACUGUUGUUAAUGUCCCUUUAUAAGUAUUCUUUAUAGCUUCAGAAUUAGACUGGCACAUAAGUACAUACACACACACACACACACUCACACACAAACACACAUACACACACUCACACACACUCACACACAAACACACACACACUCUCCUUCUUGGGAGGUGUUUAUUUUUUACUGUGGUCUAUGACGUGAACAAGUAUAUUUACUAGUGUGAUGUUGUUAAUGCAAAGCGAUUGAAUUUAUAUGGUGUGAAGUGAUGUAAACAGCCACUCACAGUUACACACACGUCCGUCUAAAGAGAAAGACGAGGUGAGACUGCAGGAAUGAUGAAGUGUUAUUUAGUAGCUGGCUAUGCUCAGAGGGGGCUAUGUACAUGUAUAUAAAAAGGCUGAUGACAAUUGCCCUCUUGUUUAUUGGAAUUGGCAAACCAAUUAGGUCUGGGGAUAUAGGUGUGAUGCAGUCCACGCGAUUUGUACUCGGGUUCUAUGAUGUGGAGAAUGAAUGGUAAACAAGUUGCUUUUUUUACAAGGAGAUUAGUAUUUUUUAUUUGUGCAGUGAGGACAAUGUACUUAUGGAUGGACAUUUUUUUUUGCAAAUGACUGGCUUUUCAGUAGUGUGUAUGCUUUUUUUUAAAAAAAGGAAAAAAAAUGAUAAUUCUAUCUUCUGCUAAUUGGUGUAUCUCGGGAGGGUUGGGGUUGCCAGUUCUUGUUUUUCAUGCCAAGCCUACUGUGUGUUCUGCACAAGUGCAGAGGAAUCUUGCUUAUACUUGCAGCUUGCCUUGCGUGUCCACUUAUUGCUGUGCUGUAUGUAUUUAACUGGCACACACACACACACACACACACAGACACACAGACAGACACACACACAGACAGACACACACACACACACACACACACACACACACAUGCACAGCUGAUGGUUUCAAGUAGUCAGGUAUUGUUUUAGUUGUAGAAUACACAAAUAGCACAAUGUAUUUCAAGUAUUUUUGAUAAUAAUGCUGAAUUGCUCCAUAUUAUGAUACCAUGCAAAUGGAUUAAGGGUGAUGAGGUUUGAUUCUUGAAGCCUUCAAGUGAUGGUUACGGUUGGCCACUCUUAGAGUGAUGGUUAAAGUUGGACACUCAUAGAGUAAUCAAAUGCAUUGUGUAAUGAUGAGAUUUAAGAUGUUUGUUUCUGGGAAAGGAAUAAGGUUUCAGCAUGCCCCCAGUCUUCUUGAUUGUGUCAUGUGUUCCUGAAGCUGAUCUGGGGACAGUAUUACAGCACCAGCCCCAUGUGCUUUACUCUAGUCAUUUAAAUAUUCACUGUACAUUUCUGCAGAUCUGAAAUAUUUACAUGGACAACAGGUUGCAGACUCUUUUUGGGGGGAUUUAAUGGAAGCUGCACAA
This is a messenger RNA of Clupea harengus (Atlantic herring), 8564 nucleotides long. RefSeq names its product PALM2 and AKAP2 fusion (gene palm2akap2). Gene Ontology annotation, cellular component: membrane. Lineage: Eukaryota; Metazoa; Chordata; Actinopteri; Clupeiformes; Clupeidae. The record is from RefSeq and is a predicted model, not a curated record. Gene Ontology annotation, biological process: regulation of cell shape.